Molecule: messenger RNA, 513 nt
Organism: Ichthyophthirius multifiliis
Lineage: Eukaryota; Ciliophora; Oligohymenophorea; Hymenostomatida
Exons: 1
Source: RefSeq, a predicted model, not a curated record
UUCCUCUAAUUUCUCAUUUUCAGCUCUUAUUGAUCAUAAAAGGGAAAAUUAUCUAAUAAAGAAGACAUUUAUUCAAUUUAAAUGAAUACUUCGAGCAAUUUAUUUCCCAUUUUUUCAUGUACUUUGGCACAAUCACCCAUUUCUAGUAUUGAUUUAUGGGUAAUUUUGUCUCUUAUUUGUGUUAAUUUUUCCUAGGGUAUAUCUUUUAUGAAAAUCCAUUCGAUUCUGAACAAACCAAACCAUCUACAUUCAUCAUUCCAAUAAGUAAACGAUUCAUUUUUUAAAAAAGAAGUCUUUAAUUAUGCAACACCAAAUAAUUUUUUGGAAUUACUUACACUAAAUAGUAAAUAAAAAGGCACAUUUUCACCUUUCUCUUCGAAAUUUCUUCUUAAAAUUUCGUUGUUUUUCUAUGUUGAAGUCCAUAUGCCGUAUUUUAUUGCUUUAUGAAUGUGAUCUUCAUUAAAACUCUUUAUUAAAUAGUAUAUUGCGGUUUCUUAUGGGUCUGUUAGUUAG